AUGGACGUCAAACCACCCGAUUCCUGGGUCAAGAGGGUCGAUUUGACUGUCUCCAAGGUUUUGUUCCAUCUGUUCUUUUGGGGUCUACAUAUUGGUCUGUUUGCAGUGGGAUGGUAUUUGCAAGCAUCAGACCCAAGACUAUCUGCUCUUAAUGUUCUCCAGUACUCAGUAUGGAUAUCACGAGGUGCAGGCCUUGUCCUUUCCGUUGAUUGCACUUUGAUCCUCUUCCCCAUGUGUCGGAACAUUCUUCGAUGGCUGAGACCCCAGAUCCGAUGGCUACCUUUGGAUGAGUCUGCAUGGUUCCAUCGGCAGAUUGCCUAUUCCAUGCUUGUUUUCACAGCUAUCCAUACUGCUGCUCAUUACGUCAACUUCUACAACGUCGAAAAGAAUCAAAUCCGCCCUGAGCGAGCAGUUGAGAUCCACUUUGCCCAAGCAAGUGGUAUCACUGGACAUGUCAUGCUUCUGUGCAUGAUGCUCAUGUAUACCACCGCCCACCAUCGCAUUCGCCAGCAAGCCUACGAGACUUUUUGGUACGCGCAUCACUUGUUUGUUCCGUUCAUGCUUGCUCUCUACACCCAUGCCACUGGAUGCUUCGUGCGAGAUACCGCGGACCCCUUCUCCCCAUUCGCCGGAGAGCCGUUCUGGGACCAUUGCCUAGGGUAUGAAGGAUGGAGAUGGGAGAUAGUGGUCGGGGCUCUAUAUCUCUUGGAGCGAAUCUACAGGGAGAUUCGUGCUCGACCCGCCAUGGAGAUCCAGUUCCACAAGUCAAGCAUGAAGUACAAGGCCGGACAAUGGCUGUUCCUUCAGGUGUCUGAUGUUUCCAGCACCCAAUGGCACCCAUUUACCAUCACCUCCUGUCCCUUCGAUCCCUACCUCAGUGUCCACGUUCGCCAAGUUGGUGACUUCACACGAGCACUAGGAGACGCUCUCGGUUGCGGUCCUGCCCAAGCCAAAGACCUUGAAGGUCUCGACCCGAACGGUAUGUACGAGGUCGCUUUGCAAAACGGACAAACCAUGCCUGCAAUCCGCGUGGAUGGACCAUAUGGUGCACCGGCAGAAGAUGUAUUCGAAAACGAAAUUGCUGUGCUGAUAGGCACCGGAAUUGGUGUUACACCCUGGGCAUCAAUCCUCAAAAACAUCUGGCAUCUCCGCUCAAGCCCGAACCCGCCUCGCCGAUUGCGUCGCGUCGAGUUCAUCUGGGUGUGUAAAGAUACCUCUUCUUUCGAAUGGUUUCAAGCUCUUCUUUCUUCCCUCGAGGCCCAAUCCGCCAAUGCCGCGGCCAACGAGGGAGGAACCGAGUUCUUGCGUAUCCACACAUACCUUACACAGCGUCUAGACGCUGAUACCGCUGCAAAUAUCUACCUCAACUCCGUUGGCCAGGCACUUGACCCUCUCACAGAACUUCGGAGUCGGACCAACUUCGGCCGUCCGGAUUUCAAGCGCCUGUUCACGGCUAUGCGGCUUGGGUUGCUGAAUCAGUCUUACAUGACCGGUUUGCAAAGUGCUUCCACCACAGAGAUCGGAGUGUACUUCUGUGGUCCUAAUACUGCUGCCAGGCAGAUUAGUGAUGCUGCCAAGUCUUCAUCGACAAAGGACGUCAAGUUCAAAUUCUGGAAGGAGCACUUCUAG
Molecule: messenger RNA, 1629 nt
Organism: Penicillium arizonense
Lineage: Eukaryota; Fungi; Ascomycota; Eurotiomycetes; Eurotiales; Aspergillaceae
Product: putative NADPH oxidase (NoxA)
Exons: 4
Coding region: 1-1629 (542 amino acids)
Biological process (GO): superoxide anion generation; defense response
Cellular component (GO): plasma membrane; NADPH oxidase complex
Molecular function (GO): superoxide-generating NAD(P)H oxidase activity
Source: RefSeq, a predicted model, not a curated record